AAAUUUAUCAUCGUUAAGUACCAUAUAAAAGCUGCAAGUUACAUUUCCACUUCAUAACAGUCAAAAUGUUUAUAAAGUCGUUGAUUAUCUUGGGGUUGGUUGCCCAGAGCUUCUGUUACGAUUGGAAUACAGAAGGAAAGAAAUUCAAUGCAAUGUGUGCGAACGUCAAAAAGGCUUUUUUGGCAGAAAAACUUACAAAAUCUCAGAUUAGUAGCAAAGUGAAUACCUGUUUGGGACCUCAUAUAGGUGAAUACAGCGCUGCAGGCGACAUAAUGAGAUGCACGACAGAGGAUUACAACACAGACUACGCAUACGCCAACAUAUUCCAACGUAACCUUUAUCUUCAGGCUGAAGGCUUUCACAAUUUUAUUUACUGUAUGGAAGGGUUGUUGAGAUGAUUGUUUCCCAUUGAUUAAAUACAUUGUUUCACAAC
Aethina tumida (small hive beetle) is the source of this 433-nucleotide messenger RNA. RefSeq lists its product as uncharacterized. The transcript is spliced from 3 exons. The coding region runs from base 66 to 398 and encodes 110 amino acids. Lineage: Eukaryota; Metazoa; Arthropoda; Insecta; Coleoptera; Nitidulidae. The record is from RefSeq and is a predicted model, not a curated record.